This is a messenger RNA of Anastrepha ludens (Mexican fruit fly), 8990 nucleotides long. It is a transcript of the gene msn, whose product is annotated as serine/threonine-protein kinase mig-15. The transcript has 18 exons. The coding region runs from base 1091 to 5560 and encodes 1489 amino acids. Gene Ontology annotation, biological process: protein phosphorylation. Lineage: Eukaryota; Metazoa; Arthropoda; Insecta; Diptera; Tephritidae. The record is from RefSeq and is a predicted model, not a curated record. Gene Ontology annotation, molecular function: MAP kinase kinase kinase kinase activity; ATP binding.
CGAAUUUGACCAACGAAAUUUUCAUUCAUUCUUCAUUAGUUCAUAUGAGAGGUGUAAUAAUUGGAUCGGGCGUGGAGAAAAAGUCUUUUUCAAAUUGGUUUUUUCUUCAGUGAAAGAAAAAAUUACAAACCGGAACUUAUGAGGAAAAGUGCAGGCGGUGGAAAAGUUUUAAUUUACUGAGUGCAGUUAAAUGUCGCAGCGGAAAUUAAUAAAAACGGUGUACUGGUAUUCGUCGCGUCGGAUGAAGUAGAAAAUUAGAGAUAUUUUCUUGUGGCAGUUUUCAGUUGUCUACCUGCCGCAGCCGCUACCAAUAACGGCGGCAACAACAAGAGCACCAAUAAAUACUUUAGCGGUAGCGCGAGCAACAACAACAUAUCUGCUCCAAACUCCAUUCGACCUGUGUGGUUGUUGGGUGCUGCCGUCAUCGUCGCCAUCAGAGUUAGUGCCGCCUCCCAAAUGGCUGAGACGUGGAAAAUCGCUAAUUUUUAAAAGAAAAUUUUACUCAAGCAUAAAACAAAGAAAAAAAGUUCGGUGAAAAAUGAAAAAUUCGUGAGAAGAUUAGGAGAAUAGUGAAAGCAGCAAAAGAAAAGGAGUACACGAAAGCGAAAAAGAGAGAAGCCGCUGUUGGUGUUGUUCCUCACAGCAAAAAUAGGUGUGAAUUCGAAAUAGAAUUUAUAAAUGUAACAAUCAAGUUUCAUAAAUUUAUUAACGUAAAAGUUCAAAUAUAUGUGUGUGUAUGCAUGUAAUUCGAUUCAAUUAAAAUAAUUCCACAUUUUUGCAUUUAGAAACUUGAGAAAAAUUCCAAACACAAAUACAACAAAGAUAAUAAGGAGAAGUAGAUGUCAUGAAGUGAUUAAACUAACGAUGAAUAUCAUAAAUGAAUAAGAAGAGAAGAACAGAUAAUGAAGUGAAGCGAAAAGUGCAAAGUGGGAGACUGGAGUAAAUUACAAAAGAAUAGAAUUAAACUAAAUAGAAGAAGUGAAUAACAGUAAUAAAAGACAAACAUAAAAUAAAAAUAAACGAGAAUUAUUUCUUUAGAAGGUAUAUAGUGAACAAAACGAAAGGAAAUAGCAGAAAAUAGCAAAUCAAAAUGGCGCACCAGCAGCAACUUGCCCCAUCUGUGAACUGUUCAUUGGAUGAUAUCGAUUUGAAUGCAUUGAAGGAUCCCGCUGGUAUCUUCGAGCUAAUCGAGGUCGUCGGCAAUGGCACCUAUGGGCAAGUCUACAAGGGUCGCCAUACGAAGACUGGUCAAUUGGCUGCCAUAAAGGUGAUGGAUGUCACCGAGGACGAGGAGGAGGAAAUUAAAUUAGAAAUCAAUGUGCUUAAGAAAUACUCAAAUCAUCGUAAUAUUGCAACUUAUUAUGGAGCUUUCAUAAAGAAAUCUCCCCCUGGUAAAGACGAUCAAUUAUGGCUGGUAAUGGAGUAUUGUGGUGCCGGGUCUGUGACCGACCUCGUCAAGUCGACAAAGGGUCAGAGCCUUAAGGAGGAAUGGAUUGCGUACAUUUGUCGCGAAAUAUUGCGUGGUCUCAGCUACUUGCACUCAAACAAAGUUAUACAUCGUGAUAUCAAGGGGCAAAAUGUGUUGCUCACAGAUAAUGCCGAAGUGAAACUAGUUGACUUUGGUGUGUCCGCACAACUGGAUCGCACGAUAGGUCGGCGAAACACAUUCAUAGGCACUCCAUAUUGGAUGGCACCGGAAGUGAUUGCCUGCGAUGAAAAUCCGGAAGCCACAUACGAUAACCGCUCGGACUUGUGGUCGUUGGGUAUAACAGCACUGGAAAUGGCUGAAUCUCAGCCACCGCUGUGUGAUCUGCAUCCGAUGCGUGCAUUAUUUUUGAUUCCACGCAAUUCUCCGCCACGUCUAAAAUCGAAGAAGUGGUCAAAGAAAUUCCACGGAUUCAUUGACACAGUUCUUGUGAAAGACUACCACCAGCGGCCUUACACAGAGCAAUUAUUAAAGCACGCAUUCAUUAAGGAUCAGCCCACAGAUCGUCAGGUGCGGAUACAGCUGAAGGAUCACAUCGAUCGUUGCAAGAAGCGGAAGCAGGAGAAGGAUCGUGAUGACUUUCACUAUUCCGGUUCAGAUAAUGAUGACGAUGAGCCGCAGAUUGCUGGUGAGCCAAGCUCCAUCAUACAGGCACCGGGCGGGGAUACUUUGCGUCGCAACUUUCAACAGAUUCAGGAAGGACGUAUUGCUGCCGAGCAACAGCAGCAGCAACAAAUUGCAGCGGCUGCUGCAGCUGCACAAGCCCAAGCACAGGUGCAGGCACAAGCCCAACAGCCGCAAGCUAAUCGCAACCAGAAACCGCAAUCGCGCGAACAAAGGCAACAAAUCGAAGAACCAGGACCGCCAUCACGUCCGGCCUUGCCUCAACGCGUUAUUGUGGUUCCCGAUCCACCACUUGCAAAUCCACCACAUGCCAAUCGCCCGUUGCCACCGACUCCGAAAAGCUCAGAACCCACUGCUCAAACGCCACAGCAACAGCAGCGCAAUUCUCAAAACAAUUUCAAACCAUCGUUGCCACCAAGGAGACCUGAGCCGCAGCCGCAGUCGCAACCGCAGACCACUUUCGGACAGCCACAAUCACAAUUGCAGCAGCAGGCCCAACCGGAGGCGCCACCACGUAAUAAUCGCCAAUCGGUGCCACCUUCUUCAUCGCAGAUGAAAUCGGCUCCAGCUGUACCACCGAUAUCGAACAAUCAUCAUCAUGCGCAGCCAAUAAAUCCAUUAGACCCGCUGGAUAGCAGCGAUACAGAUAGUGAGCCCGAUGAGCCCAACGAACGUGGACGCAAUGAUGGCACCUUGUUAGCUAGUGAUCCACCGAAGCCACUGCCUGGGCUUGGACCCGUUUCCGAGGACACAACGACCACUCCCAUCAGCCAUGGCAGCAGCAGCGGCGGCGGACCACCAAAUCGUCCAUUGCCUCCCACACCGGACGACGAAGAUCAGGCUGGCGAUCGCACAUUAAUCAUGAAGAGGAAACUCGAAAACCAAAACAAAAUCCAAAAGUCUGCCUCCACAACCUGUGCCAAUCGCCCAUCCCGAGAUGAAGUUGUACUCAUGCGCGAAUGGGACAUCGAGAAAUUCUUUCCGAACCGCGAAGGCGGCAGUAAUGGCAACGCCAACAGUAAUGCCGCUGCAAUCUCCAAUUCGAGCACACUGAAGGUUGAACAAAAGCUGCAACGCAGCAGUGUUUCCGAGAUGUCGCGUCGCAAUUCCCAUCAUAAUUCGCCAACGACGCGACAACAAUUACAACAACAACAACAGCCACCACCCGUGCCACAAGGCUUCCAGCCUCUAAAAGGACCCAAAGAAACGUCACAAAAAACACAACAGCAACUUCCGGUUCGGCCAAGUCACACCGCUGGCGGUAACGCUAGCAGCAACAGCAGCAGCAGCAGUAGCAAUGCGAGCACCACCAGUGCAGGUGCACAAAAGUCGAGCGGCUCUAACCGCAUCAGCAGCAGUUGCACUAACGCGCUCAGUGUCAGCAGCUCCGCCGGCGCACAAAAAGCACAGCCCCAGCAGCAAGUGCACAAACGCCAGGAGUCCGAUUCGAAGUUGCCCAAUUUCAUGCGCAGCUUUAGGCGUGAAAACUCGGACUUCUUCCCACAAAUGAAGCGCUACUCUGCCGUGCUGAGCAGCAAUAGCAGCAAUCUAAGCUCGCCGCAAUUAGUGCAGGCGCAGCGGGCGAGCGUCAUGCUACCUCGCAGCAGCAUGUACAACAACAAGGGCGAUAUAGCUGCCACCGACAAUAAGCCAAAGGAAAUGAAAACAUGUAGUGCGACCACUACUUCUACAGCCACAACAGCGACUAGUGCUUCCAAUGCUGCCAAGCAGCAAACGCCAUCGGAGCAGCAACAAACGACGACGCCAAAGCCAAUCAGCACUCCAAGUGCUAGCAAAGCGAGCACGCCGGCAAUAACGGCGCAGCCACAAACCAAAACAAGCUGGACAAAUAAUUUGACUCCGGGUAAAUUAGAUUUCCUACGGCCUAGACGCGAAAAGACUGAAUCGGUAAUUGUGUUGCAAAACUCCGCAGCUAGACAGCAGUCAUUCCUGGCGCAACAACUACUACAGCAGCAGAAUCGUAGCAGUGAGAAUAGCGGUCUCGGCACUCCAGGAACUCGCACAAGCAGCGUCUUACCCGAUUUGCUUAGUCAAGCUUCACCGGCAACGCCACCGCGCCAUGAUAAAUCAUCCAGCGAGGAGUAUCAAGCGGCCAUCAACUCAUCAGUGCAUUCCACGCCGUCAAAGUCGUUUAUUAGUUCGAACAAUUCGCCGCAGUCGACAAUUUCAUUGUCGUCGUCAUCGCGACAGAAUAGUCCGAAAAAUUCAAUUAGCAAAACUAGGUCUACCAGCAGUAUUACUAAUCUAUUGCACAAUAUUUCAUCUUCCAAUAUCUCAUCGCCGCAAUUGUCUGCCAAUUUGCCGCCGCAUGCGUAUGCGCUACAACAGAAACAGCGUAGUUUCCUCACGUUUGGCUUUGGUGCUGGUGGCUCGGGACCGACACGUCGUGAGUCGCACAUAAAUGUGAAUGUGACGCCAACGUCGCACGAGGCGACCAGCGACACACCGGAAAUACGAAAAUAUAAGAAACGCUUCAACUCGGAGAUUCUAUGUGCGGCUUUAUGGGGUGUUAACCUAUUGAUUGGCACCGAAAAUGGCCUAAUGUUGCUGGAUCGCUCUGGACAAGGAAAAGUGUAUCAGUUGAUCUCGCGCCGUCGUUUCCAGCAAAUGGAGGUGCUAGAAGGUCAAAAUAUCUUAGUUACCAUAUCUGGAAAGAAGAAUCGUGUGCGCGUUUACUAUUUGUCAUGGCUAAAAUCGAAAAUCCUACGAACUGAUGGACUUUCUGAUCAAGUGGAGCGUCGCAAUGGCUGGAUAAAUGUGGGUGAUUUACAAGGUGCUGUACAUUUUAAGAUUGUGAAAUACGAAAGGAUUAAGUUCCUAGUGAUCGCAUUAAAAGACUCAAUUGAAAUUUAUGCAUGGGCCCCCAAGCCAUACCACAAAUUUAUGGCAUUUAAGAAUUUCGGCGAUUUGGAACAUCGCCCGCUUUUAGUAGAUCUCACCAUAGAGGAUCAGUCACGUCUUAAAGUGAUUUAUGGUUCUGCAGAAGGUUUCCACGCGGUCGACUUGGACUCCGCUGAAGUAUACGAUAUUUAUCUUCCUAAACAUACUCAUGAUGCAAUCAUUCCGCAUUGUAUAGUGGCGCUUCCGAAUUCGAAUGGUAUGCAACUCUUGCUCUGUUACGAUAACGAAGGUGUCUAUGUAAAUACGGUUGGACGAGUUUCCAAGAAUAUUGUCUUGCAGUGGGGUGAAAUGCCGACAUCCGUGGCCUACAUCGGCACUGGACAAAUCAUGGGCUGGGGUAACAAAGCAAUAGAAAUUCGUUCGGUGGAAAGUGGUCAUUUGGAUGGCGUGUUUAUGCACAAAAAAGCUCAGCGCUUGAAAUUCCUGUGCGAGCGUAAUGACAAGGUGUUCUUUAGCAGUGCCAAAGGUGCUUCAUCGUGUCAAAUAUAUUUUAUGACACUCAACAAGCCAGGCAUGGCCAAUUGGUAAUCAGUCAGUGAAUUCAUGGAAUUCGAAGUGAUAAAUGCGCAACGUAGCAACGUACGAUUAUAAUGAGCGUAGAAAAUAUUGAAACGAAACAAAUAGAAAUGCUGAUUGAUUACGACGCAAUCGACGACAGUUUGUUUCUCGUAAUUAUAAGUGAAUUUUAAAUUAAAGUAUAUUAUAAACCCAAUAACGAGAGAUAAAAAAACAAAAAUAGAAUACAAAAAAUAAAACGCUAAGUUGCUGCUUGAUACUGCUGAAAACCCGUAUUACAUUAAGCAUUAGCAGACUUACGAUACAAAGAAGAAGAAGAAGAAGAAGCAAUGAAAUGGAAUAUCAGCCAUUUAAUUGGAGAUAUAUAUACCGACACACGAAUGAGAAUCAAAUUGAGAGUUUUGUACCCUAGAACGGUACUAAAGUAUAUCUAAAAAUAUGUUGAUGCGGGAUACGCAAAAUUGAAUUUGCACAGGCAGAGAAGCAAUAGUGAAUCGAGUUGAAAACAUGAGUUUAAAUUAAUGUUAUUACUUAGUUGUGUUAUUGAUAAUUUAUAUAGAAAAGGAAAUUGAAGGAAAAUUCAGUUGAAACAAAGCAUAGACAUCGUAUACAGACGAAAUUUCAAUAUAUCAUACAUACUUAUGCACAGCUACACUCACCUCCCUUGCGGGCAUAUAUUUCGGAUUUAAAGUUACAAAAUUAUGUUAUGACUCCUAAUUUCAUUAGACCUUUGACGAGAGCAGUUCACGAAUUGAAAAUUAAAUAUCAAUUUUGGGCUUCCGAUAAGUCAAUAGUUGCAUUCGAAAGCAUUCUCUUUCUACUAUGGAAUUUAAAGUUGAAAAACUCUGUUAUGACUCCUAAUUUCAUUAGACCUUUGACGAGAGGAGUUCACGAAUUGAAAAGUGAAUAUUUAUUUUGUGCUUCCGACAUGUCAAUAGUUGCAUUCCAAUGCAUUCUCUCUUUACUGUCGUUUUAAAUUUUUGUAAUAUUUGCAUGAGUAGGUAAACUUUAAAUUCGAAUUUUAUGUUCGCAUACGUUGUGGCUGAUUUUAAGUGUGGGCAACUGCUUGUGUAUAUAAUUUUUUGAAAGUCGUCUAUUUACGUUCCAUUACGAUGUAGAUCAUUAUUUAACAAUUUCCGUUGGAACUUUUUGCUGCAUUUCACUGCACCAACGUCUCUUAUCUUUGCCAAAUCUGAUUUAAGAGAUUCGGUAAUUCGAUCAAUCUGAUUUUUGCUAAAACAAAACGUAUGUGAGCUUUACUCACAAUGAGUGCCAACUUUUUUAUUUGAUCAAAUAGUUUGUAUUUGACUUAAUUUCUUUAUAAGUAAACUUUCGAAAACUGCAAAAUAUUAACUUGAACGGUGUGUUUUAACAUUAAUUGAAGGAAUGCCUGCGCGUAAAUGCACAUAAAUUGAUAAUUUGGCAACAAAUUUCGAGUAAUAUUCUAGCUUUUAUACUUGGGUGCUCGUUUUGUGCUGUGAAAGCGCACAUUUUACAUUUGGAGAGCUCAACUUGUAACGUUUCAAUUGCAAAUGCGACUUGCCUUGGGUCGCUGCAAUCGGCGCUAGCUCCACUUAUAUUUGCUAUUUCUUCUAUUUUUUUUUUUCUUUUUUGUAUUUUAUAUUAAAAUCGUAUUUUUAAGCUAAGCCAAUAUGUCCUUGCAAUAUUCAAAAGCCACAAAUAACAAAAAAUUAUACGAAAGCUGUCGUAUUAUUUUUUAUUUAUCUUAUAUGCUGGAAUAUAAUUUUUUUCGGUAAUGAAUUUAUUACAUACUAUUAAAUAUAUACACAAAUACAUUUACUCUUUACAUAAAAAAAUAUGUAGUUUACAUUUUGCUGGCCCAGUCGAUGCGGUGCAAAUGACACCCCUAUCGAUGCACCACCAUUUCUUGGGCAUACUUUAGUUUGUCUUAGUUUUGUUGAAUGUUGUAAAAUUUUUAGUUUACUCUUGUUUUUUUUUGUUUUUUUUUUCUAUAAAAAUUGAAUCGCCAUUUGUAAAAAUAUAAGUGAUAGUACAUAAAUACAAAUGAAAAAGUAUAUAUAUAACAAGGAAUAUAAAAUUGAGUGGAAAAAUCUUUGAAAGUGUAAUGAAUGCAUAGAAAUUGUAUGGAAUUCGAACUGUGCAUAUGAAAUAAUCCAUCAAGGAGUGAAGUGGGGUGUCGUUCAUUGAGGAAAUAUUAUUAUAAAUACAUAAACAUAGCGUGAAAAGAAAAGAAAUUUAAGAGAUUCAUAUAGCCAGAUAAACACACACACGCGCACCCACACACAAAUAGACACAUUUAAACAAAAAUAAACAUUGAAAGUAAAUAAUUUAUAUGAAAUAAACAAAAGAAAGCUGUUUAUAUACAUACAUAAGAAUACUAAACGGCCUAGUUAAGCAUUUUUUACUGAACUUUUUAUAAGGAGUCUUGAAGAGGGCUCUCGCGAUAAAAACAAAUGCAUACACUCACACAAAUGAGUUAAAAAUUUAAUACAUAUACAUAUAUGUAUGUAGAUAUGUAUAUGCGUUGGCGGUGUAUUAAUUAAAAAAGAAAGCAAAGCAACAAAUUAAGAGUUAACACAUGCAAUCAUAAAAAAAUCAAAUAAGAAAAAGGAUCUGCAAAAGUUGAAUUUUGUAAUUUUUGUUUGUAAUGUGUUUUUGGUUUUUGUUUUUUUUCUUUUUCAAUGAUCGCUGGAAUAAAUGAUAGAUAAAUGUGUUCGUACUUCACCUCACUCUCUUACGUGUCCCCUAAAUGAAUGUCGAGUACAACAUUUUCAAUGUACGCUUAAAUACGCAUCCAAUUUGUAGCUCGAUUAGCAGAGAAUGCAGAGUCAAAUCAGUCUAGCCAAUCGUCAUUUUAUGGCCGAUUGUUUUUACUUUUUUUUAAAUGCUGUUUUUCCUAUUACGGCGCUUAUGUAAAAUGCUGAUUUACUAAAUUUUCUCUUGUCGACGUACAAAGUUGGAUCUUCAUAUUAAGGUGGCCAAGUCAACUUUUAUGUAUUUGUAUGUGUGCAACACUUGAUAAUCUUUGUUUUUUAGCUGAAACAUUUUCAAAUACAAUAUUUGCAGAUUUUUAAUUAGCUGUUUUUGCUUUUUCGUGUUUUUAAUAAAGUCAACAAAAGUUAAUAAAAAUUUAUAAAUUUUAAGAAGCAUUGGAAGUUACUUCAAUCGAUGUAUAAUUGUUUGUUUGUUCGUUUAACGCAUAAGUUAUUAUUAUUAUUAAUAUUUGGAUUUGUGUUAUUUGGCGUAUUGAUAAAGUCUACUGGAUACCCUUAAAAUGCCAAUCCCUACCCUAUGAAUCCCUUCUUCUUCAUUUUCCCUAUUGAUAUAUUAUUUGUCAGUUUAAAUUGAUAGACCGAUAUUGAUUUGAACAGUUUAUCGUCUUAUCAGUAACCUGUAAAGCGCAUAUAUCUUUAAUAUUAAUUGAAAUAAAUAUGAAAUAUAUAUAUAUAUAAUCUCAAAC